AUGAGGAGGGAGUGGUGGGGCCGCGGCCAAGCAGGAAGACGCUGCAAUAAGAAACAUUUCUGCUCCGGCCCCUUUCCCAGUCCCGGCGGGAGCCGCCAGCCAGCAGCGCCGAGCGCGCCCUCCCGGCCCCCGCGCCCAGACCCCGCCCGCCCGCCGCCGGGGCUCCCGGGCCGCCGCUCCCGCUCCCGCACCCGCACCCCAGCGCCCGCCGCCCGGGGCCACAGGACCAUGAGCUUGGACCUCCCCAGGAGAUGCCUUCUGAUGCUGCUGAUGGCUCUGAACCUGACCCAGGGCGACCCUGUGAGGGCCUCUCGGGGGCCGCUGCUGACCUGCACGUGUAAGGGCCCACGAUGCCAGGGGUCUACCUGCCGGGGGACCUGGUGCACCGUCGUGCUGGUGCGGGAGGAGGGCAGGCACCUCCAGGAGCACCGGGGCUGCGGGAGCAUGCACCCCGAGCUCUGCUGGGCGCGUGCCACCGAUGUCGUCAACCACUACUGCUGCUACAGCUCCCUCUGCAACCACAACGUGUCCCUGGAGCUGGAGGCCCUCCCCACCCCGGAGCAGCCGCCAGUAGAGAGCCAGCUGGCUCUGAUCCUGGGCCCUGCGCUGGGCUUUCUGGUCCUGGUGGUCUCGUGUGCCCUGGGCCUGUGGCAUAUCCGGAGGCUGAAGAAGAAGCAUCAGCACCUGCACAGCGAGCUGGGCGACUCCAGACUCAUCCUGAAGGCAUCCGAGCAGGGGGACAGCAUGCUGGGGGACUUCCUGGACAGUGACUGCACCACAGGCAGCGGCUCGGGGCUCCCCUUCCUGGUGCAGAGGACGGUGGCCCGGCAGGUGGCCCUGGUGGAGUGUGUGGGAAAGGGCCGCUAUGGCGAGGUGUGGCGAGGCCUGUGGCACGGUGAGAGUGUGGCGGUCAAGAUAUUCUCCUCGAGGGACGAGCAGUCCUGGUUCCGGGAGACUGAGAUCUACAACACAGUGCUGCUCAGACACGACAACAUCCUGGGCUUCAUAGCCUCAGACAUGACCUCCCGCAACUCGAGCACGCAGCUGUGGCUCAUCACGCACUACCACGAGCACGGCUCGCUCUACGACUUCCUGCAGCGGCAGACGCUGGAGCCGCGCCUGGCGCUCAGGCUGGCCGUGUCGGCGGCCUGCGGCCUGGCGCACCUGCACGUGGAGAUCUUCGGCACGCAGGGCAAGCCGGCCAUCGCCCACCGCGACCUCAAGAGCCGCAACGUGCUGGUCAAGAGCAACCUGCAGUGCUGCAUCGCGGACCUGGGCCUGGCUGUGAUGCACUCGCAGGGCAGUGACUACCUGGACAUCGGCAACAACCCGCGCGUGGGCACCAAGCGGUACAUGGCCCCCGAGGUGCUGGACGAGCAGAUCCGCACCGACUGCUUCGAGUCCUACAAGUGGACGGACAUCUGGGCCUUCGGCCUGGUGCUGUGGGAGAUCACCCGCCGGACCAUCGUCAACGGCAUUGUGGAGGACUAUAAGCCACCCUUCUAUGACGUGGUGCCCAACGAUCCCAGCUUUGAGGACAUGAAGAAGGUGGUGUGUGUGGACCAGCAGACCCCCACCAUCCACAACAGGCUGGCUGCAGACCCGGUCCUCUCGGGGGUGGUCCAGAUGAUCCGGGAGUGCUGGUAUCCCAACCCCUCCGCCCGCCUCACUGCGCUGCGCAUCAAGAAGACACUGCAGAAACUCUGCAACAGCUUCGAGAAGCCCAAAGUGAUUGACUAG
This is a messenger RNA of Pipistrellus nathusii (Nathusius's pipistrelle), 1740 nucleotides long. Lineage: Eukaryota; Metazoa; Chordata; Mammalia; Chiroptera; Vespertilionidae. The record is from the annotation of a GenBank genome assembly.